This is a messenger RNA of Phyllostomus discolor (pale spear-nosed bat), 3163 nucleotides long. RefSeq names its product PARP1 binding protein (gene PARPBP). Gene Ontology annotation, cellular component: chromatin. NCBI's taxonomy places the organism in Eukaryota, Metazoa, Chordata, Mammalia, Chiroptera, Phyllostomidae. The transcript has 12 exons. Bases 206 to 1948 code for a protein of 580 amino acids. The record is from RefSeq and is a predicted model, not a curated record. Gene Ontology annotation, biological process: negative regulation of double-strand break repair via homologous recombination.
UACUCAAACAGCAGAGCGACUGCUGCUCGGGAGGACCUCCCUUCUGUUGGGUCUGCAUCUCCCGGGUCACCCCACCACCCCAAUCUCCCGAGACGGGUGAGUCUUGACUCUUCCUCACCCACCUGAAACCCAAGAUACGUAUUUAACAUCUGGGAUUUUUGUUUAUGCCACAUAAAAAAAAAGAAGAUCACCAAAAGAGUAAACAAUGGCUGCGCUUCAUCAGAGGUCUGUCUUGGCCAUGAUUAAGGAGUUCAGGAGGAACUGGCACACUCUUUGUGACUCGGAGAGAAUCACCGUGUGCGGCGCAGACGCCAUGCUCUUGGCACUGCAGCUGUGCACGGCAGAGAACAGCAGACAGCACGGUGGAGAAUUCACGGUCUCUCUCAGCGAUGUCUUGUUGACCUGGAAACACUUCCUACAUGAGAAAUUGAACUUACCAUUUGGAACUAUGGAAGUGAUUGACCAUUAUGAGGACAUUAGGAGGACUUACGAUAGUUUCUUAAAGAAUAGUAAUAUGUUAGAUCUGAUCGAUGUUUAUAAAAAGUGUAGUGUUUUGACUUCUAAUUGUGAAAAUAAUGCCAACAUAUCUGCCAGUCAACUACGGGACUUUCUGUCUGGCAGACAGUCUGCAGCAGAGGAUGAAACUGAUCUUUGUGUAGCACCAUCACCAGUGAGUGAACACGGUCAGGACAAUGAAAAGGUGAAGUUACUAGCAAAGAAGAUGAUCUACUCAUACUUAAAUCUGCUGGUGAAUUCCAAGAAUGACCUGGCUCUGGCCCAUAUUCUCAAUGUUCCUGACAGAGGGCUGGGAAGGGAAGCCUUCACCGAUCUGAAGCAUGCUGCGCGGGAGAAACAGAUGUCUAUGUUUCUGGUGGCCACGUCAUUUAUCAGAACAAUAGAGCUUGGAGGGAAAGGAUAUGCACCAUCACCAUCUGAUCCUCUGAGGACACACGUAAAAGGAUUGUCCAAUUUUAUUAAUUUCAUUGACAAAUUAGAUGAGAUUCUUGGAGAAAUAUCAAAUCCAAGCAUUGCGGGAGGUCGGAUACUUUCGGUGAUAAAGAUGCAGCUGACUAAAGGCCAGAACAGCAGGGAUCCUUUUUAUAAGGCAGUGGAGGAAGUUGCUCAGGAUUUGGAUUUGAGGAUUAAGAAUAUUAUCAAUUCUCAACAAGGAGAUGUAGCUGUUAGCACCACUGACAUCAGCCCCGCACGGCCAAAAUCGUAUGCCAUAAAUCAUGGCACUGCAUACUGUGGCAGAGAUACCGUGAAAGUUCUACUAGCGCUUUUGGAUGAAGAAGCAGCCAGUGCUCCUACCAAAAACAAAGCAGAGCUUUUAUAUGACGAUGAAAACACCAUUCAUCAUCAUGGAAAUUCGAUUCUUACACUUUUUAGAUCUCCCAUACAAGUGAAUAAUUCACUGGUGAAACCACUAAGAGAACGCCUCCAUAAAUCAAUGGAAGAGAAAAAAAUUAAGAUGAAGCAAACCUUAAUUAGAUCCCAGUUUUCUUGCACUUAUAAAGACGACGGCCUGAUAAGCAGGAAUACAUGGAAUAACGUUAACUCCGCAUCAAAGCCAUCCCAUGUCCUUCACAUGGAAAAUGACCUUUCUGAAAGUGUAAAUUCAUCUGUUGGAAGACCAACAAUUGGAACAAGUGCUGGAAAUGUUCAUCUGGACAGAAGUAAAAAUGCAAAAGUAGAGAGAAAAUCAAGUAGUCAAACAGGAAAUAAAAGCUCAAAAAGGAAACAGGUGGAUUUAGAUGAUGAAAACAUUCUCUGUGAUAAUGGAAAUGAACCACCCCGACAUAAAAAUGUUAAGAUACCUAAGACAUCAAACGAUUUGCAGAAUAAAUUGGAUGGCAAACUAGCCAGAGUAGCAAAAAGCAACAAGUGUACUGCCAAGGACAAAUUGAUUACUGGCCAGACAAAGUUAACUCAGUUUUUUAGACUAUGAAUCAUCUUUUAUGUGCUUUAGAUUUAUGUAUACAUAAAACCAUUCAAAGACAUUUACUUAAUUUUUAAGAGAUCAGGGUGUAAAUUAUGAUGCUUUAUUUAUUUUGGUGUGGAGUGUGCGUGAGGUUAGUAUGUGAAACGCUGUUUAAAAAAAUACUACUAAGUCAUAAUAAUGCAGAAUAUUCACAAAGUUUAAUGCACAGAUAAAGCAUAUCAUGUAGGUCACUGAUAUCUCUUAAUACUACUUUCUUUUAAAUCAGACAUUUAAAAUAAUAUAAGUCACAGUAACAUUAAGGGCUUUUCAUCCACAGGCAAUUAAAUGAUUUUGUUUUCUUCGGAAAUGAUGAUGUGGCCCAACAGGUAUUAGACUUGCCAACAUGGUCGAUAGACUCUUCCCAGCAUACACCUGAGCACUGGAAGAAAAAAAAAAGUUUAAAUUGUUUACAGGACUGCUAUCAUCACACAAAAUUUAUUAGAAAUGAAAACAUUAGAUCUAGUAUAGCUAAUUCUAUGUAAAUCAAAAUUGUAAUACCUAAACGCUUUUUAAUUGCAUGUAUUUUGCAGGGGUCAUUUAAUAUCAGAUGUAGUUGAACCAUGGUCUUAUUUAAUUUUGAGAUGAUUGGAUCUAAGUUUAGUUAAACUCAGAGUUCUAUUUUAUGGUACUAAGAUAUAGGAAUUGAAUUUGAAAGGACUACUCACUGUCAAAAUCUCUCCUUCCUAUAGGAAAUUUAGCUGUGUUUUCUUCAUCCCCAAUCUCUCUCUUUUCUGGUGUUGAUUCAGCAUUCUGAACUCCAUUCUCAGGUGGAAAAGCUACAGAUCCUUUUAGUGCAAGAUAAGGUUUUAUAGCCAGAUUCAGUGGCAGACCAUGAUUUAAGAAAUUAUGUUUGGAGCCUGAGUUCUGUAAAGAAAAGGUUGAUUUGCAUUUUAGCUGUCUUAUUGGGAGUAGUAAUAUAAUACAGUUGCAUAAUAUUCUUGUUGAUUAAUUCAAAGAUGCAGUAUGUUAGAUGCAAGUUUUUAUGGAAAUAAACCUUUCGGGUAAGAGUUGUUCAGGAUGAAAGAACAGUCUGGUAUGUAAUAAAAUUUCAUCAGUUGUCCAAAUGCAUAUUGUGACUAUUUGCAUCUACUUCUGUUUGUAAAAUAAAGUAUCAAUUUCAAAAUAUUCAUAAAAAUCAUUCCAAUAUCCAUUGAAAUAAAAGACAAGUCCUAUUGCCACUUA